AUGAGUGUUCAGAACCCCCUGAGACUCCUGAACCUGGCAGGGAAGACCCUACUAACCAAUGAGGCCUUGGCCAUUUCUGCUCUGGAGUAUCUGCCCAUCGAGCUCUUCCCCCCACUCUUCAUGGAAGCAUUCUGUGGAAGGCACAGAAAGACCUUAAAGGCCUUGGUUCAAGCCUGGCCCUUUGUCCGCCUGCCUCUGGGGGGCCUGAUGCAGACACCUCAUGUGGUAACGUUACAAGCAGUGCUCGAGGGACUUGAUGUCCUGCUCACACAGAAGGAUCGUCCAAGGAGAUGCAAACUGCGUGUGCUGGACUUAAGGAAUACUGGCCAGGAUUUCUGGAGAAUGUGGUCUGGAUCCAGUGUCCAUGUGUCCUCAAGCUUUUCAGUGGCACCAGGGGCCGAGGACAGAUCAAGCACUGAGACAGUCUUGGCUCCCUUCGAGGUGUUCAUAGAACUUCACCUCAAGGAAAGGAGCAUGGAUGGAUUUCUCAUCUGCCUUAUGAGAUGGGUGGAGCAGAGGAAAGCGUCCAUACACCUGUGCUGCAAGAGGCUGAGGAUUCUUUCAUUUUCCAUGGAUAAAAUUAUGAGGGUCCUGAGCAUGGUGCAGCUGGACUGUAUCCAGGAGGUAUACAUGAAUCGCAGCUGGCAUCUGUCCACCCUGGCCAUGUUUGCUCCUCUCCUGGGCCAGAUGAGCAAUUUGCAGAGACUCCUCAUCUCCCACAUCAAUCUGCCUGAUCCCGAGGAACAGGAGGAGCACCACAUUGUCAAAAUUACUUCUCAGUUCCUAAGGCUGCACCACCUCCGGGAUCUCCAUCUGGAAUCCCCCUUCUACCUCAAAGGCUGCCUGGACCAGAUGCUCAGGUGCCUGAUGACCCCCUUGGACAACCUUGGGAUUACUCGCUGCCUGCUUACAGAUUCAGACCUGACCCAUCUGUGCCAGAGCCCAAACAUCAGUCAGCUAAAGGGCCUGUAUCUGAGUGGGGUCACCAUGACCUACUCUAGUCCUGAGCUCCUCCCAGCUCUGCUGGAGAAAGUUUCAGCCACCCUCCAGGAGUUGUACUUAGAGCAAUGUGGGAUCAGGGACUCCCACUUGGAAUCCAUUCUGCAUAUCUUGAGCCGCUGUUUCCAACUCAUGUCCUUCAGUCUGCGUGGGAACCUCCUCUCCAUGGCCAUCAUGGAAAAGCUGCUGCGAAACACCUCUGGGCUGCCCAGGUUAAGUAAAGAGCUAUACCCUGCCCCUCAGGAAAGUUUCAGCUCUGAUGGAAUCCUCCAACCCAGGAGACUUGCCCAGAGUCAGACUGAACUGCUUGAGAUCCUGGAGGACUUGGGACAUCCCAGGACCAUCUGGAUUAUCUUCACGCCCCUGUCCACCCUCCGGAGAUAA
Dama dama (fallow deer) is the source of this 1383-nucleotide messenger RNA. Its product is annotated as PRAME family member 8-like. NCBI's taxonomy places the organism in Eukaryota, Metazoa, Chordata, Mammalia, Artiodactyla, Cervidae. Gene Ontology annotation, biological process: negative regulation of cell differentiation; negative regulation of apoptotic process; negative regulation of DNA-templated transcription. The transcript has 3 exons. The record is from RefSeq and is a predicted model, not a curated record. Gene Ontology annotation, cellular component: cytoplasm. The coding region runs from base 1 to 1383 and encodes 460 amino acids.